Molecule: messenger RNA, 1746 nt
Organism: Pneumocystis carinii B80
Lineage: Eukaryota; Fungi; Ascomycota; Pneumocystomycetes; Pneumocystales; Pneumocystaceae
Exons: 5
Coding region: 47-1702 (551 amino acids)
Biological process (GO): regulation of transcription by RNA polymerase II; chromatin remodeling
Cellular component (GO): nucleus; nuclear chromosome; SWI/SNF complex
Molecular function (GO): transcription coregulator activity
Source: RefSeq, a predicted model, not a curated record
AUUAUAUACAUGGAAAUGAAUAAAAUAGUCUAGAAAAAGGUCUAAUAUGGAGAUAAAAUGUAUAAAAAGCAACAGUGAAAUUUUGAGCGAGUUUGAACGGCGGGAAGAGGCCUAUCAACAAGUUUUAUUGGAACAACAAGAGCAACAAGUGGAGCUUAUUGAGCGAAAAAAAGAGGAACUCUAUCGUCUAAAUAGAAUACAGAAGCUCAGAUCAUCAGGUAUAGAUGGAUCGAUUGAAGUUUAUGGGAUGGGAUAUUCAGGAUAUGGUAAUGGAUGGACAGGAAUUAAACCUCGAAUGAUGUACCCUCGUGAACAAAGAGCAAUGAAAAAUAAGGCUAGAAGAAUCAAGAUUGCAAGAGAAGCUAUAAUACAUCAAUCAGAAUGUCCAGAAUUAUUAGUACCAGUGCGUAUUGAUGUGAAUUCGGAUAGAUAUCGAUUGCGGGAUACAUUUACAUGGAAUAUGUAUGAAAUGUGUAUUUCACCAGAACAAUUUGCAGAAGUAUUAUGUGAGGAUUUUAGUUUACCACCUCAUCCAUAUUUUGCAACAUCAAUUGCAAAAUGUAUUACGGAUCAGGUGAAUGAAUAUCAACAUCAUUUUAUGAAUGAAGCUUUACAAGGUUCAGAAAUGUCAGAAGAAUUUUUGGAUAGGAAUAUACCAUAUACGAGGUAUAAAGAUGAUGAUAUGAGAAUUCAAGUCAAGUUGGAUAUUAUUAUUGCGCAAUACAAUUUAGUUGAUACAUUUGAAUGGGAUAUUAAUAAUCCAUAUAAUGAUCCAGAAGUUUUUGCAGAAAGAAUGUGUUUAGAUCUGGCAUUAACAGGGGAAUUCAAAACGGCAAUUGCUCAUUCUAUCAGAGAACAAGCACAAAUGUAUACGAAAUCAUUAUUUCUAGUUGGAUACACUUUUGACGGUAAGCCAAUUGAAGAUGAAGAUAUCAAAACUAUGAUAUUACCUACGGUUUCAUGUAUAUUUCGACCUUUGGAAAUGUUAAAUGAAUAUUCACCUGUUUUAUAUGAACUUUCUGAAUCCGAACUAGAAAAACAAAAUAAAGAGAAUGAACGUGAUGCUCGUCGUAAAAGACGACAAAUUCGAGCUCGUCGAGGUAUACAAUUGCCCGAAUUUAACGAACGUCCUAGAACACAAAGAACACCCGUUGUACAUAGUGUCUUGGUUCCGGAAAACUUUUACAUUGAUCAAUAUGGAAUUAAUAAAGCCUUAAUUCCUGGCUUAAAUGAUGAUGAUUUUGAUCUUUCAUUAAACGAAAAACAACGUUCACCUUUACUUUCUCGUGAUACUCGAACUAAAAAUUCUACACAACAAAACCUUUAUUCUCCUUCAAUCAGUCCUUCUUUACCUCAACGACUUGUUUUAAAAUUCAAAAUACCUCGUUUAAAGGAUUUUUUGGCAAAUAUGUUGGAUAACAAAUCUCAUCUAUCUCCUUCAAUUGGUUCUCUUCCUCUUCCUCAAUGGCUUGUUAUUGCUUUAGAUAACCUUCGUCAACGCUAUCCUAACGAUCUUUUUGAAGGUUUUGUUCGACAUGGUAACGAUCCUUCUGAUACUGUUGUACGCAUUCGUUGUAAUGAUUGUCCUGGAAAAUUGUACAUUCCUGGGCCUUCUUCAACUGUUGAAAAUUUUGAGAUUCAUUUAAAAAAUCGUUAUCACCGUAUUCGAGUUGAGCAAAGGUUAAGAAACACUUUAUCAUGAUACAACCUCCUCUUAUUUCAAUCUGACGCACUCAAUACUCUUAA